Prorocentrum cordatum is the source of this 507-nucleotide messenger RNA. Lineage: Eukaryota; Dinophyceae; Prorocentrales; Prorocentraceae. The record is from the annotation of a GenBank genome assembly.
GGACCCCUCUGGCAACGCCCAAUCUUCCGCGCGGCGACCACCCCGACGCGCCGCGCUCGGACGAGUUCUGCUACCUCGAUUGCACCUCCGGCGACUCGGGCGACGCCCUCGCAGACUUCUUGACACGCCUGGAUCGCCUGGUGCUGGCGCUGGCGCGGCAGGUGGGCGCCCUGUCUGCACAGAAGCUCGUCCGAGGCAGCCCCAUGGCGACGGUCUACGCCACAGUCGGAUCCAGAUACUGCCCGCACUUCGACGCUCAGGGCAACAACGGCCGCAAGCUGACGUGCAUCAUCUACCUGAACCCGUCCUGGCAGGAGGCGCACGGCGCGCGGCUGCGGCUGUGGCCGCAGGCCCACGGACUGCUCCCCGAAGGAGAGUGCGUCUGCGUCGACCCUCUGCACGGCCGCCUGCUGGUUUUCCUUGCGGACGGCCAGAACCUGCACGAGGUUCGGCCACUGGAAGGCGCGGAGCCGAGGCUGGCCCUGAGCUGCUGGUACUACCACGAGG